Molecule: messenger RNA, 774 nt
Organism: Colletotrichum spaethianum
Lineage: Eukaryota; Fungi; Ascomycota; Sordariomycetes; Glomerellales; Glomerellaceae
Exons: 1
Coding region: 1-774 (257 amino acids)
Source: RefSeq, a predicted model, not a curated record
AUGUAUCUCCGCGCGGUUCACGCAGAAAACAGCAUCCCGGCUCUUCGCCAGCUCAUUAAGGACUUUCCUCUCGGCGUCCUGACUACGGCCAUCGCUUCCACGUCCCAGCCUUUCAUUCAAUCCAGCCACAUUCCAUGGGUUCUGGAUGUAGAGGAUGACUCCAGCGAGACUGAGCUUGGCGUCUUGAGAGGACACCUGGCCCGCGCAAACCCUCAAAGUAAGACAAUGAUCGAGUCAUUGUCGGCGGACAACCGAACCGGAACCGGCAACGUCCUUGAUCAGGAAGUGCUAGUUCUCUUCACGGCACCGACUCAUCAUUACGUAACGCCCAAGUUCUACACCGAGACCAAACCAACCACGGGCAAAGUCGUACCGACCUGGAACUACGCCGCCGUGCAGGCAUAUGGACGUGCCAAAAUCUACUACGAGUCCAAGUCCGAAGAAACUUCCAGCUUCUUAGCUCGGCAGAUUCACGACCUCUCGCAACACGGGGAGAUGUCGGUUAUGGGGUACACAAGCAAAGGUGACCGUCCUGGGCCGUGGAAAGUGACGGAUGCUCCGGAGCGAUACAUUGAGCUUUCGAAAAUGGCAAUCGUUGGUAUUGAAAUCAUCAUCGACAGACUGGAGGGCAAGUUUAAGAUGAGCCAGGAGUUGGGCGAGGGAGAUCGCGAAGGAGUUGUCAAAGGAUUCAAGGCACUCGAUUCCGAUGUGGGCAGCCGUAUGUCUGACUUGGUCAAGGAGCGUGGUGAGCUAAAGCAGAGAUCGAAGCAAUAA